AAGGCCUAUUUAAAAACUACGCAAGCUCGCCAGCCGGUAUAUUACGUACACAAUAAGGUCGUCUAUACAGAAUAUAUAAGAAUACAUUUAAAUAAUUGACGCAGUAUUAGGACAGGAGAGGAACAAGCAACAAGCAAAAUGAAGACAAUUUUAGUUUUGGCAGCAGUUGUAGCGGCGGCAGUUGGCUUACCCGCAGAUACGUACAACCCAGCGUAUGACAACUUCAAUGCGCAGGAGUUGGUUGACAAUGUUCGUCUUCUUAAUAAUUAUGGGAAAUGUUUUCUAGAACAAGGGCCGUGCACACCUGAAGGACGUGACUUUAGAAAGGUCAUUCCCGAAGCCCUAAGAACAAAUUGUGGGAAGUGCACUCCAAAACAGCGUGAACUGAUUCGUACCGUUGUUCACGGCUUUAAAACUAAGCUUCCAGAAAUGUGGAAAGAAAUUAUCCACAAAGAAGACCCCAACAAUGAAUACACAGCGGCUUUCAACGAAUUUUUGGCGGCUUCCAACUAAGAUAUAAAAAGCAACUAUAGGACAAACUUACAGUUACAGUCCCGCUGAAAUGGCCGAUUGUAUAUUUAAGCGAUAAAACAUUUCUUAAUGAGCUUUAAUUUAAACACGUUAGUUUGUGUUUCAAUAAAUUUGACUUUUACAUUUUAAACAAACAAUCACCUAAACAGAUUGUCUGGACUGCUUGACAGACGAUUGACCCUUUCAGAUGGACUUUCUGUCAAUGCAGAUUAUUUAUAUGGUACCAUUCUUUUUGUUACACUAUAUGAGCAAAAUACUCUUUAUUCGUCAUAAGAUUUAUUAUUUCGUAUAUAAUUGUUAAUAUUAAUAGAAAAGUAACAAUUGCAGCUUUUAGUUAAUGCAAUACAGUAUUACCUUAUCAUCACAUUAUAUUAAUUUUGAGAUUAAAUUUGACACCUACCAUAAGUUGAUCUACAUGAGAAUUUAUAUUAAAUACUGUUUAAAUAUCUA
Messenger RNA from Pieris brassicae (large cabbage white), 981 nucleotides. RefSeq names its product allergen Tha p 1-like (gene CSP8). The record is from RefSeq and is a predicted model, not a curated record. Lineage: Eukaryota; Metazoa; Arthropoda; Insecta; Lepidoptera; Pieridae. The transcript has 3 exons. Bases 139 to 513 code for a protein of 124 amino acids.